CCACAUUUCGCAUUUGCGGCCAAAAAACCGACCGCAGCAACAAUUCUCAUCUGCAGUCAAGUCGGUAUCCACUGCGCGUUCACCAUUUCGUACGCAACGCGGGUCUUUUUAUUCUACCGAGCUUACCAUCUGUUACGGCCGCUGGACUGCCCAAUCUUCUGCAAAGAACGACUGUUGAGCGCUCUCCACAAUGCCUCAAGCACAACCGGAGCUUAAGAAGUAUCUAGACAAGCGCGUGUUUGUCGCCCUCAAUGGAAGCAGAAAGGUUAUGGGAACGCUAAGAGGCUACGAUGUCUUCCUGAAUAUUGUGCUGGAUGAGGCGGUUGAAGAGAAGCAGUCAGGAGAGAAGGUUCGCAUUGGCAUGGUUGUCAUUCGCGGGAACUCAGUGGUCAUGAUGGAAGCUCUGGAUAGAAUAGACGAUGGCAAACCUGGUGGACAGGGCGGCUUCAGAAAUCAAUGAUCGAGUCUGCGAGAAAUAUGGAUACGGAGCAAAACACUGCAGGACAACAAGCUUCAUCUCGAGGGCAGUAAUGAGUGGUUCUCGAGGAGAGAGCAUCGAGCGGCAGAGGCCACGCGCAAGGCGCGAGCGGGCAUUUUACUACAUCACUCUGGCUAAUUCGCAGACGCGGGAAACCGGUAUGUAGCCCGCACAAUAUCACGUAUAGUCCAACUUGCUCAAAAUUGUUUAAGCAAGGAUCUCCCGACAUUCGGGGGCACGAGUGAAACGGGUGACAUUUUCCACCACGUGCAUUGAAUGAACGAUAAUUUUAUUGGUAGUGGUUUGGGCAAUUUGAAGCAUUACAUGCAAACGAGG
Molecule: messenger RNA, 814 nt
Organism: Verruconis gallopava
Lineage: Eukaryota; Fungi; Ascomycota; Dothideomycetes; Venturiales; Sympoventuriaceae
Product: small nuclear ribonucleoprotein G
Exons: 3
Coding region: 191-460 (89 amino acids)
Biological process (GO): mRNA splicing, via spliceosome; spliceosomal snRNP assembly
Cellular component (GO): spliceosomal tri-snRNP complex; U5 snRNP; U2-type prespliceosome
Molecular function (GO): RNA binding
Source: RefSeq, a predicted model, not a curated record